This is a messenger RNA of Recurvomyces mirabilis, 792 nucleotides long. RefSeq lists its product as uncharacterized. Bases 1 to 792 code for a protein of 263 amino acids. Gene Ontology annotation, cellular component: endomembrane system; membrane. The record is from RefSeq and is a predicted model, not a curated record. NCBI's taxonomy places the organism in Eukaryota, Fungi, Ascomycota, Dothideomycetes, Mycosphaerellales, Teratosphaeriaceae. The transcript is spliced from 2 exons.
AUGGCUGAUCAAGCAGCUCGACGACGAACGACAAGCAAUAAUGCCACGGAUGUUAAGACGAAUGAGACAAGCAAGACUGCUAGUGGUAGCACCCGAAAGACCAAAGAUGGACUCAGUGUCGUAGAUGUGUUACGGAUCUUGGGUGGUGUCUUCCUACUCAACUGCCUGUUGAGCUACUUUAUUACGAAUGACAGCGUCCUCUGGGGUUGGCGACCAUGGUUCGUCCGACCUAGUGUUGUGAUGCGAUAUAUUCAAGGCCCCGUCUCCCUAACCGACACUCAACUUCUCUCUUACGACGGCUCCGAUGCCAACAAGCCCAUCUACCUAGCCCUCAACGGUACCAUCUACGAUGUCUCUGCCGGUCGCCGCAUCUAUGGUCCCGGAGGCAGCUACCACGUCUUCGCAGGAAAAGACGCCGCUCGAGGAUUCGUCACAGGCUGUUUUGCCGAAGAUGCCACGCCUGAUCUUCGAGGCGUAGAAUGGACAUACAUACCUCUGGACGUCGCGGCCCUAGGCACGGUAGGGGUCACACGAGAGCAGAAGACGUAUCGCGAGCAAGAGGUCCGGAAGGCGAAGAAGAAGGUUAGGGACACGCUCGACGGAUGGGCGACUAUGUUUAGUGGGGCUGGCAAGAAAGAUUAUUUUGAGGUUGGAAAGGUGAGGAGGGGAAGGGACUGGUUGGAGAAGACGCCGAAGAGGGGUUUAUGUGCACAGGCGGAGAAGCAGAGGCCGAAGGGGAAGGGAGCGGAGGGGACAGAUGCCGGGGCUGCUUACAGGGGUGGUGGGCGGUGA